This is a messenger RNA of Lingula anatina, 1410 nucleotides long. RefSeq names its product dual specificity mitogen-activated protein kinase kinase 4-like. Gene Ontology annotation, molecular function: JUN kinase kinase activity; ATP binding. Lineage: Eukaryota; Metazoa; Brachiopoda; Lingulata; Lingulida; Lingulidae. Gene Ontology annotation, biological process: MAPK cascade; protein phosphorylation. The record is from RefSeq and is a predicted model, not a curated record.
AUGACUCACCUUUACCCAUCUUUGCUUGAGAGGUUGCGGUCACAGAGCCUAGAAUCAUCAGGGAAACUACAGAUUUCACCAGAACUGAUUUUUGACUUCACGGCGGAUGACCUGCAAGACUUGGGUGAGAUAGGGAGGGGAGCAUUUGGUACAGUCAACAAAAUGCUCCAUCAACAGAGUAACACUAUUAUGGCAGUUAAGAGGAUACGCUCUACAGUUGAUGAAAAAGAACAGAAACAAUUAUUAAUGGACUUGGAUGUCGUAAUGCGCAGCAAUGAGUGUCCUUAUAUUGUGCAAUUUUAUGGUGCUCUCUUCAAAGAAGGUGAUUGCUGGAUAUGCAUGGAGUUAAUGGCAGUCUCAUUAGAUAAAUUUUACCGUUUCAUCUUUGGUUCAUAUGGAACAUUACACUUACACUCAAGGAUAGAAGAAGAUAUAUUAGGAAAAAUAACAGUAGCUACUGUGAAGGCACUGAAUUACUUAAAAGAAAAAUUAAAGAUCAUUCACAGAGAUGUGAAACCCUCCAACAUUCUUCUUGAUCGGCAGGGCAACAUUAAGCUUUGUGAUUUUGGCAUCAGUGGACAGUUGGUAGAUUCCAUAGCGAAGACAAGGGAUGCAGGGUGUAGACCUUACAUGGCACCAGAGAGAAUAGACCCCCGGCACUCCUCCAGGGGAUAUGAUGUGAGGUCUGAUGUGUGGAGUUUAGGAAUCACACUGUAUGAAUUGGCUACUGGGAAGUUUCCAUAUCCUAAGUGGAACAGUGUGUUUGAUCAGCUAGCUCAGGUUGUGCAAGGGGCAGCCCCCCAGCUGGACCCGGCAGACGAAAUAUACUCACCACAGUUUGUAAAUUUUGUCAAUACUUGUUUAACAAAAGAUGAGAAACAAAGGCCAAAAUAUAAUAAAUUGCUAAGUCAUGAAUUUAUAGUGCGAUCAGAAAGGGUGGAGGUGGAUGUAGCCAAGUAUGUUUGUGAACUGCUGGAAUUGAUGCCAGAGAGGCCUUUAGAACAAGAUCAGUCCUCGAGCUCAUAAUACUACACUGAAAGUCAUUUUCAUGUGGUGUGGCAGUUGGAAAAGGGUUGAAUUCAGCAUUGAAAACACAUCAAUAAGUACACCAGUACUAUAAAAAUGCACUCUCACUUUUGUUUUGCAAUGAAAGAUAUAUUUAAUCAGAAAAUGAAAAUAUUCAAAAUUCAUUACUCAAUACAAAUGAAUAAAUUUUUUGGUUUGAAAUACCUUUAAAAAUUGGCAAAUCAAAGUUCACAGCUUAAUAACCUGCUGCAGUGAGUUCACUAUACAGUAACAAAAAUCAAUGGUAUAUUGCAUGUUAUAAAUACACCAAGGUCCCAAAAUAUUUUGUUACUGAUACAGCUUGAAAACUGCCUGUUUGGAAAAUGCUGAAUAUGACACAGCACA